ACCAACAACACCUUCCCCCUUUUCCCCCUCCACCCGCGUCCCUCUUUGAUCAGAGCACCAUGGCGUUGAAGCGCAUCAACCGUGAGCUCAAAGACCUUGAGCGCGAGCCUCCAGCACAGUGCUCGGCCGGUCCCGUUGGCGAUGACUUUUUCCACUGGCAGGCCACCAUCAUGGGCCCCCAUGACAGUCCGUACCAGGGCGGCGUUUUCUUCCUCGAUAUUCACUUUCCCGCAGACUAUCCCUUCAAGCCCCCCAAGGUUGGCUUCACGACCAAGGUGUAUCACCCCAACAUCAACUCGAACGGUGGUAUCUGCCUGGACAUUCUGAAGGGCCAGUGGAGCCCAGCUCUGACGAUAUCGAAGGUUCUCCUUUCGAUCUGCUCUCUCCUCACAGACCCUAACCCCGAUGAUCCUCUGGUGCCCGAGAUUGCACGAGUAUACAAGACGGAUCGUGAAAAGUACAACAAGACGGCUCGUGAAUGGACCGUCAAGUAUGCCCAAUAGGUUUGGUGAUCCAGCAGCUCUCCUCUCCCUUGUUCUCGCCUUCCCCCAUACCAAAUUUUAAAGAAAAGGAACCG
This is a messenger RNA of Monosiga brevicollis MX1, 577 nucleotides long. RefSeq lists its product as uncharacterized. Gene Ontology annotation, biological process: ubiquitin-dependent protein catabolic process; protein polyubiquitination. The coding region runs from base 60 to 503 and encodes 147 amino acids. The record is from RefSeq and is a predicted model, not a curated record. NCBI's taxonomy places the organism in Eukaryota, Choanoflagellata, Craspedida, Salpingoecidae. Gene Ontology annotation, molecular function: ubiquitin conjugating enzyme activity. The transcript is spliced from 6 exons. Gene Ontology annotation, cellular component: nucleus.